Messenger RNA from Mytilus californianus (California mussel), 5469 nucleotides. RefSeq lists its product as uncharacterized. The record is from RefSeq and is a predicted model, not a curated record. Lineage: Eukaryota; Metazoa; Mollusca; Bivalvia; Mytilida; Mytilidae. Gene Ontology annotation, molecular function: protein binding. The transcript is spliced from 25 exons. The coding region runs from base 101 to 3601 and encodes 1166 amino acids.
ACCUGUUCUUAGAAACGGGAAGAUGGAGGUUACAGAUGUAAACAACCAGAAGUUAUUUUAUUUUAUGAUAUGAAAAUGCAAUUCAAAAAGUUCUACAAAAAUGCCAUCCUCUAUAGUCCCAAUCAAUCUCACAAGAGAUUUUUCUAUUAAACCAGCACAUGGAUUAAGAUAUGGAAAUUUUGAAGGUGUUGUUUAUUUACCACCCACAACUAAAUACGAGAAAAGAGGGGAACAGAACUUCUCAAAAUUAAACAACCAACAAAUUUAUAAAAAGAUAUGCGAUUGGUUUGAAGUAUGGAGAUCAUGGCAGCAGCAACAUUUGUUAUGUGGUAUAAUUGAUAGAUGUAGUAUUACUCAGUUAGAUAUUCUUGCCACAACACUAGAACCAGUAAGACACAGAGAUUAUGCUGCAGCCUAUAAACAUAGGUAUCCAUCUACACCAUUUAAAGUACUUAAACAAAGACAAGAGUCAAGAAACUACAAACUAACAUUUGAAGAGCCUGUUAAACAGCCUCUCAAGUCAAAUUUAAUCAGCGAAACACCAGGCCAGCUAUUUGAAUUUGAUGUAGCAGGAGAUGGACGGAUUGAUUUGCUGGAGGAUAUAGUCAGUUCAACAGAUUCCCCUGGCAGUAGACAAUUAGAAAAACAGGAUACAUUUGAUAGAUUGUGUGAAGUCAGGGCAAACAUCAACCCUUUUGAGAAGUAUGUUACAGAUUUAACUGAAUCUAUUAUUCAACAAGCAGUGAGCCAUGCUGCAGUUUUACACAAAUAUGGUACAGCAACAAAGUACAAGGGAGAAGAGCCUGUUUAUCAUACUCCUCGUCAAGGAGUUGUGUCGCAAGUUAGUUUUGCUUCAACAGAUAUUGAAUCAACAGAUGUGGAGGGUGAUGAAGGGAGAGAGAAUAUUACUUCACUGAGAGAUAUUACUAAUCAAUCUUUAGCUAGGGAAACCAAUAUUUCUCACUUACGGGAUACAAAUAUAUCAAUGAGGGAAACUGAUACAACAUUGAGAGGUCUUGCCAAAUCUCAACAGUAUUCUAGAAUCAGAGUAUUAUCACCAACAAUCAUAGAGACUUCAAACAAAGUAUACCGUGAAAAAAGUUAUUCAAGUGUGCAUUCUGAUAUGUCAAAAAGUCUGGAACAUUUCUCCAGUAGAAAUACUAGCCAAGUUAGACAACACUUAUUUGGAAGUAAUGCUGCUAGUACUCCAGAUUUCUUCACUGCUGAUACAGAAACUGUUCACAAAUUAGGACCCAUGCAACGGCAAAUAAGAUUUGGUACAGUACAGAAACCUAGAGGAGUAGAUGACUUGCCAGUUACUCUGCAGAAAUCGUACAAGAAUGUAAAGUGGUGGACAGGAGCUCCAAAGAAAGGAAAAAUCUUCUUAAAGGCCCAGAAAGUUGAUUUGAUGUCUAAUUUUAAAGAUCAGCUGAAACAGAUAUGGACUUGGCAAGGUCAGUGGGAAGGAUAUGAAAAGAUUAAUUUACUAAAAGAAGUGUUGAAGUUAUGUGGAGAUGAAGUUCUAAGUCAGCUUACUACACAUAUACAACAAAGAAUUAGAGACACAAGAGAUGUUAAUCGGCUGUCAGAUAAACUUUUACUGUACAUUUUUUCCUUUUUGACACCGCAUGAGAUUUUUAGAGCAUCACAGGUGUGUAGGAGAUGGAGGUUCUUAUGUGACACAGAUGAUCUAUGGAUGAUUAAAUGUCAUGAGCUAGGUGUGAAAGAGGGAAUCGAUAACAUGGAUGAUAUUGUAAUGAAGUCAAAUCAAAAUAAAAUGGGUAUAGACUGGAAGCUAGCUUAUAUGGAACUACAGAGAAUCACCCGUAUGAUGAAAUGGGAUGCCAAACAAAGAGAAAAUUACAUUCCAAUACCAUGGCAACAAUUUUUGCCUGUUUUGGUGACCAUUCCAAGCACUGCUAAAGGUGCAGAAUUAAGAGCAGCAGAAGAAGCAGAGCGACUAAGAAAACAAAAAGAAGAAGAAGAGCUCCUGAGAAAAUUAGCUUUGUUAAGGAAAACAAGCAUGGCCAGAUUGUCAACAAGUGUGUUGGAUUUUCAAGAUUUACUGGAGAAAUAUUGUAAAUUGUUUCAUCUUAGUCCAUUAGAAGAAGAGCUCUCAGUGAAAUCUGUAUCAGUUAUAGCUGAACUUGAAGUAAAACGAGGGACACUGUCUCGCCUACAGAAACAUGAAGAGAAGAGACAGCUAAGGGAGAUAACAGCAGCUGCAGCUAAAGCUGAACUUGAGUCAAAAACAAAGGUUCAAGAAAAAGAGGAUGAUGUUUCUAGUGAAGUUUCCUCAGAAGAUUUGGAGGAGUAUAUGGACUCAGUAUUUCAGGUUGUUAAAAGAGAAAAAACAAGAUCCUCAUCAUAUUGGAAAAAACUGAGACCCUUAAUUAACCAAGCAAGGUUACAAGAUAUAGAAAGAACACAACAACAAGUCAAGGCAAGGAAAGCUUUGAAAGAAAGAGAAAAGAAAGAAAAACUAGAAAAAGAGUCAAAAAAGAAGAGCAAAGCCACAGAAAAAACGUUUGCACCAGAACAAACAAGAACAGUUGACACAGAAAAGAAAACAGAUGAAACAGCAUUUGAUAUUAGAACUGAUUUAAUACAAGCAAGAGACAUACUGGGUAAAUCAAUGCCAAGUAUGAAGUUAGAGUGGAGACAAAUGGAAGAUACUGAUGAUAAAACACCUAGACCUUUUGAGAUGCCAAGAUACAUGGGUAUUGUGAAAAGUGUCAAACGAGUUAGAAGGUUACAGGGUCAUUUGAAUUCCAUUUUAUGUGUACAUUUUGACAAGAAGAGACUUAUAUCAGCUGGAUUAGAUAGGACUAUCAGGUUAUGGGAUAUCAGAAGUGGCAAAAGCAUACACAAAUUUUAUGGCCACAAGGGAGGUAUUAGAUGUUUACAGUUUGAAGGGAACACACUACUUACAGGAUCAUGGGAUACAACCAUCAUUGUGUGGGAUUUGCGUACAUUUGAGAAAAGGACAGUCCUUGCCAAACAUACAGAUUGUGUUUCAUGCUUAUAUAUUGGGCCAGAAUAUAUUAUUUCUGGAUCAUAUGAUAAAACUGUUCGGGUAUGGUUUAGACAGACAUUAAUCCAGUGGAAGGUGAUCAGAGGUCAUACAGCAGCAGUUAACAGUGUGUCAUGUGAUGGAGACUAUUUUGUAUCAGGGUCCAGUGAUAUGACACUUAGGCUUGUAAACAUACAAACAUCAGAAUGCUUACGCAUAUUUAGUGGCUGCCAGGACCAAAUCCUUUCUGUAGUAAUGCAAGGUGACUUAGUCAUUAGUGGUGAUUCUGGAGGUCAUGUAUACUUUUGGAACAAAGAAACAGGUGAGACAGAGGCAGCUGUACAAGCACAUGAUGGACAAAUUCACAAAAUCUGUUUCCAUAAAGGAAGAUUUUUCACAGCUUCAAGUGAUUCUACAGUACGAGAAUGGGACUUAAUGUCAAUGACAAGUGUCAGAGUUCUACAGGGACACAAGGGACCUGUCAGGGACAUUAAGGUAACGGAGGAUCGUUUUGUGACAUGCAGUGAAGAUGGUACCAUUAGAAUAUGGGAUCUAUUUGACAGUCGACGUCCUGGAAUUAAGUUAUAGAAAUCUUGGAAUAUCAAAGCAGAUUAUUUGAAAGAAACGAUAACAGUUUGAAACUUUUCAAAUUAUCUUAUUUUAUUUACACACCUUGUCCAAUCGACAGCUUAAGCGAUUGUACUUUCUCGUUUGUCGUCUGUUAAAAGUAUACUCUGAAAUCACUAGACCACAUGCGAUCAAACGUAGCAUCAAACAUCGUAAGAGAGUCGGUUUCAAUGAUUAUAACCACGCGGAAAGACCAACAUGAUGGCUAUGAUGCUAGAUCAUAGUAUCAAAACACUAAAAUGAACAACGGUUACAACACAGUGAAAAUAAAAUACAGAAAAAUAAUGUAUUUUUAAGGCAAACACUGUAAACCUCAGAUGAUUUGGUGAACAAUACUGUAAAAAGUAGAUAGUUUACUCAUAAGUUUAAAUUCACUCGACGAUGACUGAAAAUGUUACAAAAAUUCAAAAUUUUUAUUUAAAAAACAGACUUUAAUGGUAAUUUUUUUAUCACAAUUGCUGUAAAUUUUAGCUGAUAUUCUAGUGCAGUGUACCGUUUAAAAAAAAUAGUUGCAGAGUAACUGAAAUUUCAAUUAAGUCAAUAUACUUAAGAUGUAGUUAUUGUCCUCGGAACCGAAAAUUUCAUGAACAUUACAAUGUUUGUUCUACUGUCAGCACUUCAACUGGUCUUUAAUUGAAUUAACUUUGCUGUGAAGAAGUCAUUUGCAAGUUUCGUUGUUGUUGGUGUACAAACAACUUGUUUCUAGAGAUAUAGAGGAGGAUUUAGUUUAAGUCCACUAACAGUUCUACCUAGUUAAUUCUUAGUUGAGACAUAAUAUUAAUUAUUUGCAUUGAAUAUCAGAUAAGCAAAGUAUCCGGGUUUCAGAAGAUUCAGUUGUGAUUUCCCUUGACUGUGGCAUUGCUUUAAAAAGUACAUCCGAAUUUUAUCUGAAACACUUCAUAACCUAUUUUGUGGUUACCCUCACGACAGUAUUUUACGGUAUGUGGGUUGCUGAUUAUGAAUUUAAAUAGGAAAGUCAGGAUACAAGCAUUCUGUCUUUUCUGUUUCAUUCAAAUUUCACAAAUUUUGAUAACUAUUUACAAAAUUUAUAAACCUGAAUGUUUGACUGAAAUUCCUAGUGCAGACAUUCCUUUACGAGAUUAUUGAUUUUUUUUUCUACUUUUACACAAAAAUAGAUUUUAUGCAGUUUUUAACUGAUAGAACAUUGUUUCGUUUUGUAUUCAUUUUAUUGAGAUGUAUAUUAAUUUAUUUCAAGUAUGAUGCACUUAAUGGUACCGAUUUAGAAACCAUAAAAUGAUUAUUAUGUUUUAAACGUAUUUGAAUUUGCACAAUUUUAUUUAUUUAUUUAUAAGAAUUUAUUUGCUAUGUUUAUUACUAAUAUUAACUGGUUGUUUUUGUGAUAACAGGGUGUUUUAUGAUAAACAGGAAAUGAAAACGCUAAAUGUAUUUUUAUUUUCUUGAAUUUAAUGCUGUUUCUCAUAUAUUACUUAUUACACAGUUUAUCGACUUCAAUUUGGUUUUAAAAAUUUGACAGUCAGGUAAUUAUGAUAUGUCCGAAAAUGAAUGCCUGCCCCACUGCAAGUUGCCCAGUUGUACACUUUACAGCUCCUGUAUUCAUGAAAUGUCUAACCUAAAUUUCAAAUACAUUUGUACCUUACUUUUUUACCUGACUGCACGUUUAGGUUUAUUAUCAAGACUAAUAUACAUUGUAGAACAUCAAAUUCCUUUGAACAGUUCUAGUCCUUGUGGUGGUGUUAUUGCACGUUGUUAACAGUUUGAUUGCAAUAUAGAUUACAUAUUAUUUGUUUACAAGCUUUGUAAGAUUAGUUUUGUUUUGAUACCUUUCUAUUACAUAAUUUUUAUUAUUA